AUGGCUCAACCACAACCAUUGCCGAGAAGAAAACGCUUCAUCCCUAAAUACGAUGUGGAAGGAGUGUUUCAUGUAGUAUUGGGAGAAGAGACACAAUUUCAAAUUGAAAUGGUAGUCGGAACGCAUAUUAAUGCCCAAUAUCCUUGGAAAUUAGUUAGCAAAGAUAAAAUUAUGGAAUCCAUUAAUUUAGGCGGUGAACUUUCUGAAUUUUACCCACUUAAGAAGGAAUUAGAAUCGUAUAAAGAUGAUGAGGUAUUAAUGGGAUACAUGGCGGACGAAUCUAAAGAUGUCGAUGAAUUUUACGUUUGUUGUACACCAGAGGCGAGGGAUCACUGUAAGCAACAGUCUGAAAAAUUUAUUAGACGACAAGAGAAAAAGUUAGAGAAAGCGAUUCAGAAAAAACCGAAACCUUGGAAAGGAUUUGGAAGUGAAGCGGAGAUUAUUGAACUAGUUCCUGUGAAUACUAGGCCGCUUUUUGAAAUAGAAGUAAAAUCACAAUAUCUUAUGAAAUAUCAACCAAGUCGAUUUAAAGUGCGGGAUACUAACUCUGUAAGAGAUGGUUAUACGGAACUAACACCAUAUAGACAGAAGUAUAAUAAUGUUUUUUGUCGAAGAGUAGAUUGUGGCAGCCAAGCAGCGUCACCAAAGGUAGAUAGAGAGGCUCAAACUUACUUAAGAUAUCCUCAAAAUGUUUGGACUCAAACGAUGAUCGAUACCAUUGGACGGGGAAACGAUACCGACGGCGGUGGAGAUACAAUAAGGAAAGACGACACCGAAGAAAGUAGCGAUGAAGAAGCGGAUGCGGCAACUAAACCUACCGAUGAGGCCGAGUUAGUGACAUAUAAUGCUGCUAUGAAAAGAAUGAGGCGUGCCUCUUAUAUAAAAUCUCUUGACAAAUUUAUGUCAGCAAGGGAACAAGAAAUGGAAUCUAUACUUGAGUUAAAUACAGUUAUGGAUAUGUACUGUAAUGAUUAUCCAGGUUUAGUCACUGAAAAAACAGUCGACGUUUAUAAUUCAAUGUCGUUUGAAGAAUACGUUUGUUUUACAGAUGUGCGAGCUAAAGAUAAAUUUAUUUCGUCGGCUGUCUUUCAUCCAAUGUGGACAGGUAUUGUAGCCAUUAGUUAUUCUGAUGGAAAUCCGACUAUUAUGAAAACUCUAAGCUCAAGAUCAGAUCCCAUUCAGAGAGCUAUAUAUGGUUUGAAUCCUGUAAUGAUAUGGAGUCAUAUUGAUAGUCUCCGGCCGAAAUUAUAUUUACAGUCGCCACGCGAAGUUAAAGUGCUUUCAUUUUGCCCAUUUAAUGAGAAUAUACUAGUUGGUGGCUGUAUUAAUGGACAAAUUGUAGUAUGGGAUCUGACCAAUAAAUUGUUAAAUGUUGAAACGAUUCCUGUAUUAAGCGAAACGAGAGAAAAGUAUCGUAUUGCUAUGAAUGCUCAUAUGGACUGGAUGAAAAAUGUUCAAGAUAAUGCAAUCGUAGAGGCAACAGCUUUAAGUAAUAUACUAACAAGUCAUUACGCUCCUAUUACUGCGAUUAAUUGGUUGUCUCCUAACUUCGAAGUGACGCCAACUGGGAAAGUUGUAAUGGCUCCUGAAGACAGAAAAUCGUUAAUGCUGUUUACUGGAUCCGAAGACGGAAAUAUAUUAAUUUGGAAUCUUUCCGUGGAUAAUGUUACUACAUUAGAAACUAAAAAAAUUAAAAAGUCCAAGAGAGUACCGAAGAGACCUUCAGGUUUAUUAGUAGACAUUUCGCCGUAUAAAGUUUUAGAUCGUAAUUUACAACCAUGUUUUAAAAUCAUAUUAGGAAAAGUUGGGCAGCCUCAAGCUAUGCCAAUACAAAGAUUUGGAAUCAAACCACCAUUGAUAAAAUACAUUUAUGUACCAAAGUAUUUAGGUGAUGGAAGAAAAUAUUUCGAGCCUGAAAUUAUACCACAAAACGAAACCGAUAUAUCAAAAAUAAUCUACUGCGGCUCGCAACAUGGAGAACUAGCGAGAGUUUUAUGGGAAGGUCAUGAAUUCAAUACGGGCGAGGUUGUUAAUUCCGAAUACUGUGAAAUAACAUACAGUUGUUUUAUUCAUGAUGGUGUUAUAACGAGUGUACAAAUUAACCCAAUGCUAUCUAAUCUGACACUAACUGUAGGUGGUAAGAUUUUUGCUAUAUGGUCUAAUGAUUUAGUCGGGAGACCUUUAUUUUGGAAAAAACGGCCUUCUCGUUUGACAGAUGGUGUUUGGUCUUUAUAUAAACCCAGUGUAAUAUUUAUUGGAACAUCUGAUGGCGAUUUAGAAACAUGGGACAUUUUGUUAAGAAGUGAUAAGCCCAUUACAGUACAGACUCUAUCCGGUACUAUGCUGACUGGCGUAAGCUUACAUUCUUUGCGUUUGACAAAAAAUAUAAUCGGCGUCAGUGAUUUAAAUGGUUCGUUUAGAACAUUUCUUGAUCCUCCAAUUUUUAUGCUUGAGAGCCAAUCAUACAAGACUCGAAUGGAAACUAUGAUUAAAAGAGAAGUUAAAGUCAUGCAGUCUUUCGUUGCUUGGCAAAAGGAAUUGAUUAAUAGCAAUCCACAAAUUUUAUUAGAAAUAAAGCGUAAAGAAGGUGCACUUUUAGCUGAAAAAGAAGAAGAAAAACGUAGACUAAAGGAAGAAGAAGAAAGAAGAAUGGAAGAAGAAGCUGAAGCUCAACGUCGCCAAAAACAAAAAGUAAUCGGUCCAGAAGAAAGAUGGCAGAUGAUUAUACAAUCGUUAAUAGAGAAGACUAUCGCUAUUAAAAAAAGAAUCAAUCGAGCAGAAUUAAUCGAACAAGAGAAACCAUUAAGAGAACUAGAAGCACAGAGAUUAGAAAAAGAAAGGAGAAUGCUUGAAAUUAUGAAAAAUCAGAAAAAUAUAUUUAAUGAUACCGUCGCCAUUCUUUUUCCUGAAGCUAUUAAGAAAGAAGUUAAACAAAAGAGAACUUUACUCUCUCUUGAUAAGACAAGUUUACAAAAAGACUAUAUCGAAGAAUAUCAAUAUUUAAAGACCGCUUCUUUAAAGUUAGUGCAAGAGAAUCCUUAUAAAGUACCAUUUUCUUGGGAAGCCACGAUAUCUGAAGGCAAGGAAAGAAGACAAGCUUUGAAUCCUUUUGACGAUUAUAUUAAAAUGCACAAAGCGAGAAUAGAUGAAGAAGAUAAUCGCACUUCAAGUCUUUCUAACAAGGAGAUGGUUUAUAUGGAAGCGGAAAGAGAGUUAGCAGAAGUAAGUGAAGAGAUUGAACCGUAA
Messenger RNA from Papilio machaon (common yellow swallowtail), 3246 nucleotides. RefSeq names its product dynein axonemal intermediate chain 3 (gene mmm). Bases 1 to 3246 code for a protein of 1081 amino acids. Gene Ontology annotation, molecular function: dynein heavy chain binding; dynein light chain binding. The transcript has a single exon. Gene Ontology annotation, cellular component: inner dynein arm. Gene Ontology annotation, biological process: inner dynein arm assembly; cilium movement involved in cell motility. Lineage: Eukaryota; Metazoa; Arthropoda; Insecta; Lepidoptera; Papilionidae. The record is from RefSeq and is a predicted model, not a curated record.